Molecule: messenger RNA, 1111 nt
Organism: Solanum dulcamara
Lineage: Eukaryota; Viridiplantae; Streptophyta; Magnoliopsida; Solanales; Solanaceae
Exons: 5
Coding region: 182-1087 (301 amino acids)
Source: RefSeq, a predicted model, not a curated record
UGAAACAAUUUUGUCUUCUACACAUUACUAUAUCUCUAGAGUCAAUAAUUUUAUAUGAGGAACUAUUGAACUCAAUCACUUGCUGUCGUUACUCUUCAUAUUUUAGGUAAACUAGAUACCCAUUACUGGCAAAGCAGCUAGGAAGAAGUUUGUAGGUUCAAUAUGAAGACUAAAAAUUAGGAUGGAUCAACUACGAAGAGUACUAUCAGAUAUUCAUUCAUCGCACCUGGUGCAAUUGGAAAGAGACGAGGACGAGGUUUUAUUGGGAAAGGGACGAGAACAAACACUUCCAAAUUUUACCAUGUCUUCUAAUCAAAGAAAGGAAGCAAUACAUAUGAACUCCAUGGUUCUUGAGAAAGACUAUAUGCAAGUUAAUACUCCAUUUCCUCCAUCUACUAAUCACGUAAAGCAGCACACCCAAGAAGUUGAAAAAAGUAAUUUUGGGAAGGGACAAGGAAGGAGACAUAAAAACUCUACCAUGUCUUCUAGUCAAGAAAUGGGAGCGAUACAAAAGAACAUAAUUUUUGAGAAAGAAUAUAUGCAAGUUGAUACUCCAUUUCCUCCAUAUACUAAUGAAGUAAAGCAAUGCCCCAAAGAAGUUGAAACAAGAUCAUCUAAUCCUAUAAAGGUAAAAAAAAAAGUUCUAGGAAGCAACAAGUGCAAAGAAGUUGCAUCACUUGAAGCCGGAAAGAAGCUAAAAGUAGCUUUUUACAAUAAUCGAACGGCUCAAACCGAUAGCAAUCUAUUUUCGAGGCAUUUGGGAAAAAUAAUUCGUGACUGUAAUAUGUGUCCAUUGGGAGUAUCAUCAUGGAAUGAUAUUAAGCAGCAAAAGUUGGAUCGCAUAUGGACGGCUAUUGCGGAUAAACUUGAGAGUGAUGACAUAAAUGAUCAUCGUGAUCAUAUAUUCGGAUGGAUGAAUGAGGUAUGGAAUAAAUGGAGAGGAUACUUGCAUGCUACAUAUGUGAAGAAUAAGCCAAUUGUACAAGCUCUUAAGAAUAUUCCAAAGGGAGUAGACAAGAAGGAGUGGGAGUGGUUAGUUAAAGAACACUUUUUUUCUAAAAGUUUUCAGUUAUGCCCAGUGAUUUAAUAGUCUAUUUUGCCAAAGCAUCCA